Messenger RNA from Moneuplotes crassus, 615 nucleotides. NCBI's taxonomy places the organism in Eukaryota, Ciliophora, Spirotrichea, Euplotida, Euplotidae. The record is from the annotation of a GenBank genome assembly.
GCUUCAGUCGUGUAUUAUAAUAACCAAUAACUUUUAGAAUACCUAAUUAUGAAAUUUAAGAAGAGACAUUAAUCCAGAAAGUGUUUGGAUCAUCUUUCAUCCUCUUCAUUAAAAAUGCAUCUUUAUCCUGUUCUGCAAUAGAAGAUAAGCUUCAUUAAAACAUCAGAUAUCAUUUCAAGCUUCUUCUAUUCUUUGCAGACAAUUAAUUUUUAUCAACUCAUUGGUAUCAUAAAAGAUAUAUUUCUGUGAUUUUUCCAUGAUGGCUUCUAGAACCAAAAUUAUUAAGCUAGGGCACACACUGACUUAUUUAAAACGAUAGAAUAUUGUCAGAAGUCUCCCUAAAAUUACUGUCCUGAUUGUUUGAUGAAAAUAAUAUGAGAAAUAAAUGGAAUUUCAUUGAAAUUAUAUGCAGGGCCAAGCAUACUCCAGACCACUUUUAAACGAACUUUCAUUAUUUAUAUUUAUCCAGAGUUCUCAGCAUCUGAAAUUACCUCAUUCCUAACUCCGGAUAACUGUGGUAUAUCUUUUGGGGCUGAUUUUAAACUUUCACUUAAAUCAGGAUCUAAUUAUUAUGCAUUUAUAAAAUUCGUCCAGCUUCCCCUAAAAAUAUGGUAA